UUUGGUAACACCAAUCUGUCAGGAUUAAAACAAAUACAAUUUUAAUAUAUUGAUAGCAUGUUGUUUACGAGAUGACGAUUCGAUUUGAUUGGAUUUAUUUUGAUUUUUUGUGUUCGGGCUGACUAGUUUUGGAAUAAUUGUUACCAGUGGAAUUUCCGUGUAUCUCAUUACUGUUGUCUAAUUAUAGUGUGGUAGUAUACUAUCCAUCGUAAUAUACUAUACUAUCGUAGUUUACUGGAUUCUGGCAAGUAAUUAGCUGUAAAUAUGGAAGAUGUUGAUCCAUCUGAUAGGGGGGAAUGUCGGUCGAUGUACAGUUAUAUUAUUGGCUGGGCUGAGCCCCCCGACCAGAUAUGAAAUUAUUAAAUUUGUCACAAUAAAAAAAAUUGAGUUCUUUUCACCUUUUUACAAAACAUUUAAUAUAUCCGAAACCAUAAGGUACCUUUUUCCCGUGGGAUAUCACAAAAUCUUGCGAAUAUUGAUCAGAUACUCCACUGUACACUGUCUAUAACUGUAAUAUGAAAUGAUUCAUAUACAUACUAGCCGUGUCAUAUCCAACCUCAACAUUGGCAGAAUCAUCAACACCUUGAUGGAGCCAUAACAUGGAAAAUUGAAUUUGAUUUUGCAGUGCAAUUUCUCCCUUGAUUUUCGUUUGACAUUGUUUAGAUAAUGAAAAAAGUUAAUAAUGAUAUCAAUAAUUUUGUGCCAUCGCUUUUAAAUCCCAGGACUAUAAAUAAAGAAAAUUUCUCAUUGACUCAGAAUUCCGUAGUCAGUCGUUGCUCACUGUCCUUAAAAAGAAAUGUUGGCUUAGCUAAGAGGGAUACUAAUCAGACUGUUCCUGCAAAGAAAAGGUUGUUCAGCCAAGACAGAAAUCAAUGCAACACCCAAAAUUCUUCACUUUGUGUAAAAUCUAUUAGUACUCUAGUAGAUUUUGACUUAUCCGGAUUUGAAGAAGACAAAGAGAAAAGCAACCAUGUAAAGCCUAUAUUUAAGAACCUUGCCACUAAGCAGCUUUCUUUUUUCAACAAUAGUGAUUUAGCCAAUGCCAGCACUGUACAUCUAUUGUCAGAUGAUCUACAAAGUCUACAAACACCAAAACACAGGAAUGUCACAAAUUGGGAUCUAAGGAAUGAAGUUCUAACAAGUCCUGGAACUAAUAAACUGGCACAGGAGCAAUGCAGCCUUGGUUCCUCAAUCUUAGAAUACUUACAACCCAUUUCAGACUCGAAUCAAGUCAGGAACAUAGAAAUUCAAAAUGUAGUCUAUAAUCAUUCUUUGAUAAGUGGUUCUUCUGCCAAUGAACUAUACCAAUGUGAAGAAACAAUUCUUCACGAUUUAAACGAAGAAUCUCAUGUCUCAAUCUCAUUUGGUAUAGAAGACUGUGAAUUCGUCGAUCUGACCACGAAAAACUCUAAUAUUAAGAAAGUAUCUAUUACGCAUAAGGAUAAAAAUGUUAAUUUAGAUUGUGAGAUAGUGGAAUGCACUCCUCUUUCUACUGAGAGCGAGUACGACGAAAACAUGAACGAAACAACUUUUCCAAAGAGGUCCGGCGUGGCUGUCAACCUAGAAAUUAAAAAGAAAAAGCUGGCUACUGACACAGAAAACUCUAAAGUUCUUAUUUUGAAAACAGAUGCCAUUGAGAAACUGUCGCACGUCAUUGUUCAGCCGCAAAAUUGUAAAUUAGUGAAACGUCAUUUGAAUAAUAGUAAAUUUGGUAGAAGCAAAAAUAAUUUCGGUAUUAGAAAGAAUGGGAAGAGUGAUAACUUGAAACAAAAGUCGAUAACUUCGUUUUUCGCUAAAGACUCUAAAGAGGCAGCUAGUUAUACCGCGCAAGAUGUUGCGAUAGUCGAGGAUGUUGCUGUUGAAAUGAGCAAGACCACGGGUGUGUCUGAUUCCAAGUGCGGCCGGCCUUGCAGACCAGAGUGGAAAGGCGAACCAUCCCCACGAUGCCGUGUGGCCUCCGCUCCGAAACACAACGACGGUCGGUCCCGGGGCAAAGCGAACAGCGCUCGGUCCAACUCGCCCUUCAAGCAUUUGGAACCGUUCACCCUUUCAGCCAAGACGAAGUCUAACAGGACCUUUGGCUCGGGGAAGGCUAUUCCGCAUUAUAAGAUCGUGGCAGGCACACAUUUCGCCGUGGACGCCUUUUCAUACGGAGACAUACCUAGCGUGAAGCAUUAUUUCUUGACGCACUUCCAUUCCGAUCAUUACUCUGGGCUUAAGAAAAAUUUCAGUAAAUUAUUGUAUUGCUCCAAAAUCACAGGUGAUUUAUGCGUAUCCCGAUUAGGAGUGAAUCCGAAAUGCAUCCACGUUCUCAACUUAGAGGAGACGACAAGGAUCGAGGGGGUCGAUGUCACCGCUGUCGACGCGAACCAUUGUCCCGGCGCGGUCAUGCUGUUCUUCUGCUUGCCGAACGGGAAGACCAUCCUCCACACAGGAGACUUCAGAGCAUCACCGGCUAUGGAAUCUUAUCCCGUGUUCUGGAACAGCGACGUUCACACCAUCUACCUCGACACUACUUACUGCAACCCCCGCUACGACUUUCCGACGCAAGAGCAAAGUCUAGAGAUGGCGCUGUCUUUGCUGCGGACGAAGAAAACAGCACUGGAGAAAGUCGGCAAGAAGUUCUCUUCCGUCCUUAUCGUCUGCGGCACUUAUACUAUAGGUAAAGAGAAGUUUUUUCUCGGCAUGGCACGUCGCGUCGGCUGCUCUGUGUGGGCUUGCCCCGAAAAGGAUAAGGUACUUCAAACGGUGGAGGGGCGUAGUUUCUGCACCUCGCCGCCGCACUCGUGUCAACUGCACGCUGUUCCGAUGAGAGAUCUCAGUCACGAGAAACUGAAGAGCUACUUGGAGAGUCUGAACGGCGCGUUCACCGAGGUGGUAGCCUUUAAGCCGAGCGGGUGGGAGAACGGGAAAAAUACUACAGUGGAGAAGGACAUGGUCACCAUACAUGGCAUUCCAUACAGCGAGCAUUCCAGCUUCUCCGAGCUGAUCCGCUUCGUGAAGUUCCUAAAGCCGAAGCAGGUCGUGCCCACCGUCGAUAUCUCCGGCGGCGUCAAAGCUGUGCAGAAGUACUUCCCCUGUCCCCUGGUGCACCACGACGACGCGCCCCAGCAGAGCAAGGUGACGGACUACUACAGCAUAGAGCGCCGCCAGCAGGUGCCCGCCGGCACCUGACGCCCGGCGGGCCGGUCCGAUCCGACUCCGGUACGAUCCUAGCUUAAAUCCCCGCAUUGUUUUUUAAUACCAACCUUUGGCAGACACCAAGGAUUUGGCUUGAAGGACGGCCAUAAUUGUUAAAAAAAGGUUGUUGGGCAUUUUAUUCAAGCUGGAUAUCUCGUCUGAGAUAUUUCGUUGAGGCAUGAAAAAACUUAAAUGUGACAUUAUCUAUGAAAGGGGACCUUAUUGUCGAUGGCGCUUCCGCCGCACUGCGUAGCGCGGCGUUGUUUAUAAUAUGCGAGCGUCGUUGAUAAUAAGGUCCCUUUUCAUAGAUAAUGUCACAAAUGACGUCACGUUGGAAUUGCCGUAUUUGGCAAGUGAAUAUAUUGAAAGUGGCUUGUAACUUUGAUAGCAUGUUGAGCAUGAUGCUAAAAGUAUGAACUCAUUCAAGCUAUUAACACCUCAACGGAGUACCCUAGACGGUUUUGAGUGCAAAUAAUUUGUGAAAUAAUCUAACAAUUUCGACUAAUACGAAGCUGGGUUUAAUUCUCGGGAUUUGUUUUGUCUGUGACGUCAAAUAUUUAAUCAAAUAAGAUGGAUCGAUAAAAAAGACCGAAAACGGAUCGGACGCAGUGUGCAAGCGCUCCUGUUUCGACCAGAAAUUCGAUACAGUAUUAUUGUUAUUCCAUAAGCUGCCAUGAGACUGUGAUUUUUGAUAUCGUUUUUUAGUUUUAAUCUUUUUUUUAACAGGGUUGUGUUCGGUUAGUAAUAAAAAUUGUUAAAAUCUA
Molecule: messenger RNA, 3944 nt
Organism: Cydia pomonella (codling moth)
Lineage: Eukaryota; Metazoa; Arthropoda; Insecta; Lepidoptera; Tortricidae
Gene: Snm1
Exons: 14
Coding region: 667-3174 (835 amino acids)
Biological process (GO): double-strand break repair via nonhomologous end joining; protection from non-homologous end joining at telomere; interstrand cross-link repair
Molecular function (GO): damaged DNA binding; 5'-3' DNA exonuclease activity
Source: RefSeq, a predicted model, not a curated record